UUCUCCACUAUCUCACUCCCUUUGGCAGUGUGCCAGUCCUCCUCUUCCUCUUUCUCUCAUGAAUUCAACUUCUCCUAUUGGAGACCCCCCCCCCCCCCCCCCCGUUUUAUUUCCAUCAGCUGGAGGACCUGAAAACAUCCACAUACGCUUGGACAUGGGCAUCGUGACCCUAUACAAGGACACGGGAAAUGCCGUCAAAGACCAUUAACAACUUUUUCUUCCAUUUUGAGGCAGGAAAAAAAAGCUUGACAACAUAAGGAAUCUUUGAGGAUUAUUAUUAUAAUUUUUUUUAACUUCAAAAUUAAGUGACAAAGUUACGUUUGUAUACAUUGACAGCAUUGACAACAUGAGUGUAAAUAGGAAAAAGAGUGGGCUGAUUAUUCGUUGGCAGAAGUCGUUGUCCAUCCUGGCUCCUUGGAGGAAAGGCAAAGAGGCCCGAGACUCAGUACUGGACAGCGCAGUUGUGCUGACAAAAAUUAAGCGAUUCGGCAACUUCAAUGACAGGCUUGCAAAGGUGGACAAUUUCCCCUCCACCCACUCUGAUGAGAAGAUCUCACACCACUCCAAAGACUCUUUGGUGGAUUUCCCCGCUGAUGAAAAGUCAGGACAGUGUCAAACCUACACCAAUGCAGACGACCUGUCAGGCAUUUUCUCAGGUUCUCAAUUGACAAGGUUGUACAAGUUUGAGUCAGAGGACUCUGGAGUGGAGUUAUCAAGUGGUAACGCUCCAUCCAGUCCAAGAGGCUCCGACCAGAACUUUGCUGUCCACAGUCGCGAGUCAUCCUGCGACUCAUCUAAUUUAAAGUCGUACCCAUCAACACACUCUGAUGAGCAAACAAAACAUCAACAGAACUCUGACAUUUCACAGCCACAGGCUGACAUCAGCUCUUUGCCCUCAAGAACUGAAGUGCAAACUUGUGAGGAUCUGGAAACGGAUCUGUAUAGUUCACUGCCAGUAAACCCUGAGGGUGAGGAGGAGAUGAUUGAAAAGCUCCAGAAGACAAAGAACUCCAAGGCUAGGAACCCAUCAUUAUCGGAAACCUAUAAUAACAAGGCAGACAGUGACUUGGCGUCUUUAAAAGGGAGUGGCACCCGUGACAACUUUGUCAAGCACGUGGACAAAUGCUGCAUACAAAGUGAGACACAAGAAUCAAGAUCCAAUCCUUUGGGGUCAGGACUUGGGUACUUGGAACACAUCUGCCAGCUCAUCGAGAAAAUUGGUCAGCUGCAAGAGAACAACCUUCGUCUUCAGAAGCAGAUCUAUCGCUUGCAGAAGGAUGACAAUAUGGCAAAGACUAAAGAGGACUUCUUCCAACACCAUUGCAGCUGUGGUGCAGCCACUCUCGCCUUUGAGGACGUAGGCGAAGUUUUGUCACUCAGUGGAACACUCUCUGAUCUAUCCACUAUCCCAGAAAUCUCUCGGCACCCGCUCAUAUCAUCCCAGAUUAAUUUGACUUGUGACAACUUGACGCCAUUCCCUCUGUGGAAAAGAAGCCUCAACCGAAUGAGUUAUAAUGAGGGGGAUUGUGAAAGCACAGAAGGGCUUUCCAUACCUCAUCGGCCGGUUUGUACCUCAUGUUUUGUUCUUAUGCAGCAGCUGGGUGAUUAUGACACAUGGGACAGAGUCAAGGACCUGGUGAAGAAAACUAAUGUGAGAAACAGGAACAAAUUGGGAUUAACCAGCACCUCACUGAAGAUGUCCUGUCCACAACUCUACAAGCCUGAUGUGGGACAAAGGGAACCUGAUACCAGAAAUAGGAACUCCAUGAUUGUCUUGGGACACCUCAACAAAAUGCACAUCCCUUGGCUACAAUAAAUAUCCAGAUUAUCGUCAUCUAGGAUGAGGAGGAGAGCAUCGCAGAGGAUCCAGGACAGAGAACAACAAACAAUGGAAGGAGCGACAAAGACAAUACAUAAUUAGGGAUUGAAGGGAAGAUUCCAGAAUGAGUUGUAGCUGUACAGUAUGUGGGAGGAAGGGUCAAACUGUAAACACUGUGACAUUUAUGUCUGACGAAAUCAGUGGAAGAAGAUUACCGUACUUUUAAAACAACCUAUACAACAAAAUACAGUAUUAUAUGCUCCCAAAUUACUGUAGUCAUAUUUUCAGCAAAACAUUUAUUUCAAUUUAUUUAAUGUGCAAUAUACAAAUAUAGUAUUUAGCUCUAGUUAGGUGAGGGUGUAGUUAGCAUGCUAGCGACAAAUGUGGUGUUUCAUAUUUGUUAAGUACGGAGCAUGUUGGAACGCAUGCAAACAUUGUGUGUCAAGAGUAUGCUUUGAUGGAUUAUUUUGUCAGGAUGAUGUAUGCCGGAAGAUAAUAUUUGAGAUAAACACCGUGGGAGACUUUCUUCUCUUACACAGUAUGGAACAUACCUGAUAUCAGUUUAAGCAGCCCAACAGGAGCUGGCCUGCAUCUCCCUUUCCCCUGAUACUGUUUUACUUCUUGAGCUGGAACUGACUCACAUUUCCUCAAAAUGUGCUUUAUGUUGAGUCUAAAUGCAUCUUUUAAUGCCAUUUCAGGGACAGCGAUUACUACAGUGGGCAGCUUAUCAGGUUAUCACGGUUACAGGUUAUCAUUAUUUGUGGUUGGAAGGGUUAAAAGGUGUCUAUUGAUGUGUCUAAUGACCAGCAUGCGGUAUGGAAGUAAUAUAUAAGUUCAAAACAAAGUAAAGCAAAUAAAGAAAAACAUCCAUUUAACACCCCAAACUGUCCAGACAAGGCCCUCUUUUUAUUGCCCCCCCACCCUGAAAAAAAGCCAAACGACAGCAAAAAGUGCUUAAUGUCUACAUAGCACCAUCCAAAUGUACCUCAGAGGAAAAUGGAAGUGUUUUUUCUGAUAUAGUGCAUACCUAACUCCUUGUAUCAUUUGAUUAAUUGGAUAACUAAAAACCUGUAAAUGUUUGGAUACAUUAUUAUUAUUAUUACUAUUAUUAUUAUUAUUAUUAAUGUCCGCCCAGUUGUUGAUUUAUAACUCGCAGUUGUAAAUAUUAUUCAUUAAUGUUUGCAGGAAAUUAUUAUUAUUAUUUAACUCAAGUUCUUUUGCUUUCUGUCAUUUUGUAUCCUUAACACACUUUUAUGCAGUUGAACGUGUUUUUUUUUCCUUUGGUAAAGAAAUAAAA
This is a messenger RNA of Hippocampus zosterae (dwarf seahorse), 3116 nucleotides long. RefSeq lists its product as uncharacterized. The record is from RefSeq and is a predicted model, not a curated record. Lineage: Eukaryota; Metazoa; Chordata; Actinopteri; Syngnathiformes; Syngnathidae. Bases 347 to 1816 code for a protein of 489 amino acids. The transcript has 8 exons.